AUAUACACUAUAUUGCCAAAAGUAUUGGGACACCCCCCAAAUCAUGUGAUUCAGGUGUUCCAAUCCCCUCCAUAUCAUGUGAUUCAGGUGUUUCCAAUCCCCUCCAUAUCAUGUGAUUCAGGGGUUCCAAUCCCCUCCCAAUCAUGUGAUUCAGGUGUUCCAAUCCCCUCCAUAUCAUGUGAUUCAGGUGUUCCAAUCCCCUCCCAAUCAUGUGAUUCAGGUGUUCCAAUCCCCUCCAUAUCAUGUGAUUCAGGGGUUCCAAUCCCCUCCAUAUCAUGUGAUUCAGGUGUUCCAAUCCCCUCCAUAUCAUGUGAUUCAGGUGUUCCAAUCCCCUCCAUAUCAUGUGAUUCAGGUGUUUCAAUCCCCUCCAUGGACACAGGUGUAUACAAUCAA
This is a messenger RNA of Staurois parvus, 393 nucleotides long. The record is from the annotation of a GenBank genome assembly. Lineage: Eukaryota; Metazoa; Chordata; Amphibia; Anura; Ranidae.